Messenger RNA from Aspergillus sclerotioniger CBS 115572, 645 nucleotides. RefSeq lists its product as uncharacterized. NCBI's taxonomy places the organism in Eukaryota, Fungi, Ascomycota, Eurotiomycetes, Eurotiales, Aspergillaceae. The record is from RefSeq and is a predicted model, not a curated record. The coding region runs from base 1 to 645 and encodes 214 amino acids. The transcript is spliced from 10 exons.
AUGAGAGACGCCGAUUUCAUCAUUUGCUGUGCUCAGGCAACAAGACGUUGGAGCGCGGAUCCAGUUCGCCCGGGGGGGGGUAUGCACGGCGUCCUCACCGUAAUGGGGAGAACAGAGGAAUUAUUAGGAAUGCAUUAUGAAAACUACCAGAGGGGGAGGGGAGAGGAAAAGACUGAGGGUGGUCGGGGGGAAAGGGAUCAGAAAUGGAAGAGCUCAAGCGUACGGGAGCAGAGGGUCUGUGACGCACACCCGGUGACUCGAUGGUUUGAAAGGAAGCAGGUCAAGUGCAAGCGGGAGCUUCCACUUGAUCGAUUUCAGUCGCAGUUGGAGAUUAGAACGGCCGAUUGGAAGGCGGUCAAGCCGCAGCGGCGGCUGCAGUUCUGUACCGACCCGGCCUGGCGGGCGGACAACUGGCACGGGGGGCUCUGCCUGGCAGCCGUAAUUACCACGUCAGAGCUCGUGUUCCAUACCGGAACGAAAAGGGGGCUCUUGUUCAAUGGAACACAUGGACCACCUCCCCAAAGUCCUGGGACUGGUUGCCUCACCUGCAACGGCCUGCCGGUUAGGUGGAGAGCAGAUGCCAGUUGCCCGGCCUACAAGGCACUGUACCUUAGUUCACCUAGGCUGUUGGCUAAGACCCCUUAG